Molecule: messenger RNA, 873 nt
Organism: Arabis nemorensis
Lineage: Eukaryota; Viridiplantae; Streptophyta; Magnoliopsida; Brassicales; Brassicaceae
Source: the annotation of a GenBank genome assembly
AUGAGCCCUCCUGAUGCGCUAGGAACCGCACCAUCGGUGGUAACACCAAUCGAGGCAGCGAGGCCUACUCCUUUAACCUCGACUCCCAAUAUUCUCGCCCGUCCGGAUCAACAGGUCCCGACCCCGAGCGCGGCUGCGGGGGCAGGCCCGUCGAAUCUCAGCUCAGCUGAAACGGAUCACUCGAACCUGAGAGUUUGGAUAAGACCGAUUGCCUCAGGAACAGGACCAACCAUAGCACCUGCUCACGGUUCGAGGGGAAGUGGACCACAACUUCCCCCUCCGCCCCCUCGAACAGGCGCACCGAUUACGCUACGAUCUGAAUCUAUCAGAUUCAACACCACAGCGGAUCCAGCCCGACCUGACCAAACAGACACAACAGAAAUUCGCAACAUCCUGGAUUCUCAGAUUGACAUUACCAGGAGACAGGAAAGCUUCACACGUAAUAUCGCUGCUCGAAUGGAUCAGCAGCAAGCUGAUUUUGCUUCGCAAAUUUCAGAACUGACUAGGCCCAACGGACAACGAUCUGAAAAUGGGGAGAGACGCUACCUGCUGCCAUCUACGGCAUGCAGCCCCUCCUCGAAAAGCCCUGGACUUCUCCACUAUCCAUGUAUCACCGAGGAUCGCCGGCCGUUCAGUAUGCACCCCCAUCGAGAUGAAACACCCUAUUUUUACACCUCUGAGCACUACAAAGGGAAUUCCAGCCGAGCGCCCCAACUCCACCUCUACCGAAUCUCGAAAGGGCAAGGACGGUGCGCUUCCACCCAGUGGCCAUCUCUUCACCCCCCUCGGGAGGAGAAACUCCACAUCAGGGCACAAGUACACCACCAAGCUCGUAUGCACCUGCUAGGUCCCCCCAGCGGACAGAGCAAGUAA